Messenger RNA from Chaetomium fimeti, 2397 nucleotides. Its product is annotated as glycoside hydrolase superfamily. The coding region runs from base 1 to 2397 and encodes 798 amino acids. Gene Ontology annotation, molecular function: beta-glucosidase activity. Lineage: Eukaryota; Fungi; Ascomycota; Sordariomycetes; Sordariales; Chaetomiaceae. The transcript has 8 exons. The record is from RefSeq and is a predicted model, not a curated record. Gene Ontology annotation, biological process: glucan catabolic process.
AUGCUACAGGUGUGUUGGUUCAUCGUGCUUGUACUGAUCCUACACACUCGCUUCCCCUUCCUGCGAACGAAGCGCGGCAUCGCCGUGCUGGUCGCCGUCGGCCUCCUCGUCGUCGGCGGCGGCCUGGCCGGGCUGGCUGCGCUGCGCACUCGUGGUAAUGGGGAUGCCGGGUCUACGUCGGGGCGGGGCGAUGGAUGGGGGAUGGUCACGGAUGAUGCGUGGUUUUAUGGCCGGUCGCCGGCGGUUUAUCCUUCGCCAAAUAUCACGGGUGAGGGGCAGUGGGCUGAUGCCACGGAGAAGGCGAGGGAGAUGGUGGGGCGGAUGACGCUCAAGGAGAAGGUCAGCUUGACUGCCGGCGCUGGCUCGAAUACGAGCUGCCCUGGGUUUAUUCCAGCUAUCCCACGCCUUGGGUUUCCUGGCAUGUGUCUGGGUGAUGCAGGGAAUGGACUCCGCGGGACGGACUUCGUCAGCACGUGGCCGAGCGGCAUUCAUGUUGGUGCCAGCUGGAACAAGGUGCUCACUCGCCAGCGGGGAUCCGGCAUGGGAGGCGAGUUCAAGACCAAGGGCGUGAAUGUGCUGCUCGGGCCGGUCAUUGGACCAGCCGGCCGUGUUGUGUUGAACGGCAGGAACUGGGAAGGCUUCUCGACCGACCCUUAUUUAUCAGGGGUUCUGGCACAUGAGACGGUUACGGCAGUGCAAGCUGUCGGGGUCAUUACGAGUACUAAGCACUUUAUUGCCAACGAACAAGAGACAAAUCGGAACCCCGUUGGCGAUGUUGCAUCGGUGUCGUCCAAUAUCGACGACAGGACUUUGCACGAAUUCUAUCUUUGCAAGGCGCUCAAUGGUCUUCUUAAGACCGAACUCGGUUUUCAAGGUUGGGUCGUCAGUGACUGGGGUGCCCAGCAUGCUGGAGCAGCCGCAGCCCAAGCAGGCAUGGAUGUUGCCAUGCCGAAUGGAAAUGGUUUCUGGGGUAAUACAUGGCCCCUCGACUUUCCAAUGUCACAAACUAACAGCUACAGAACCCUCGCAACAUGGUAUCUGAUGGGUCAAGAUCAGGACUUCCCGCAACCCGGCGUCGGUAUGGCCGCGGAUCUUACCCUGGCCCACAAAGUGGUUGAUGCGAGGAACUCGAGUUUUCGGUCAACGUUGCUAGACGGCGCAGUCGAAGGCCACGUCCUCGUCAAGAACACCCGCAGCGCACUACCCCUGAAGGAGCCGAAGAUGCUGUCCAUAUUUGGUUACUCGGCCAAGAACCCCGAUCACAACAACCCCAGCCCCGGCCUCUCCCCAUGGCUCUGGGGCGCCGAGUCGUUCAACUACACCGAAUUCGCCGGCAGGUUCUUUGGCUACACCGGCGAACACGGCUCCACGCCCAUCGCCUUCAACGGCACCAUCUACUCGGGCGGCGGCUCGGGGGCAACCUCACAGUCCACCAUCGUCUCGCCCUUCGACGCGCUUGUCCAGCGGGCUUACGAUGACGGCACGGCCCUCUUCUGGGACUUUGUCAACGGCAACCCCUCCGUCAACUCCAUGUCGGACGCCUGCUUGAUCUUUGGCAACGCCUACGCCACCGAGGCUGCCGACCGCCCAAGUCUAUACGACGACUACACCGACGGCCUAAUCAAGCACGUCGCUGACCAGUGCGCCAACACGAUCGUGGUCCUCCACAACGCAGGCACCCGCUUAGUGGACCAAUUCAUCGACCACCCCAACGUCACGGCUCUCAUCUUCGCCCACCUCCCCGGCGAAGCCUCGGGUCGCGCGGUGGUGUCGCUGUUGUACGGCGAGUCGAACCCGUCGGGGAAACUACCGUACACCGUCGCGAGGAAUGAGACGGACUAUGCCGUGCUGGGCCCGGAUGUGGCGGCGGAGGGGGACAUGUUUGCGCGCUUCCCGCAGAGCAAUUUCACCGAGGGCGUGUUCCUCGACUAUCGGCAUUUCGACGCGCAGAAUAUCACGCCGAGAUAUGAGUUCGGUUUCGGGCUGAGUUACACCACGUUUGGGUAUGACAACUUGGUGGUCGGAAAGGUGGUAGAGGGGGAGUUUGGCGAGUACCCCACGGGACGGGUCGUCCAGGGCGGGCAGGAGGACCUGUGGGAUGUGUUGGUCGAGGUGGCGGCCGAUGUCACCAACACUGGAGAGGUGGAUGGGGCCGAGGUUGCGCAGCUGUACGUGGGCAUCCCGGCCGAGGGCGCCCCCGUGCGGCAGCUGAGAGGGUUUGAGAAACCGUUUCUGAACGUGUCGGCGACCGAGACGGUGCGGUUUGGGCUGACGAGGAGGGACUUGAGCGUGUGGGAUGUGGUGGCGCAGAAGUGGCGGCUGGUUAGGGGUGAGUACAAGGUGGAAGUGGGCGGGAGCAGUCGGGAUUUGCCGCUCGUUGGGAAGGUUACGAUUUAA